AUGGGAUGUCUCAUCUAUGCAGAUAGAUCAUCUAAGGAGUGCAAUCUAGAUAUCCUCCUUACCCCAGCACCAAGAGACCCUCUUAACUGUGUGUUGAAGAUAUUCCCCACCACACAGUCUUCAGAUCCUGUCAAUCUGCUGCUCAGCUCUCUCCAUGGCUUGGCAAAGACUUUACAUGAAGGACAUGUUAUGUCGAGGGAUGAGUUAUAUUUAUUACUGAAAGAUGCAGUUCCGGGUCCAGAGCACACAAAUAUUGUCUUGUUUCUUCAAGAUACACUUAGUGUGGAAUACUUCACACGAUACAACAACUUCUUCGGAAAUGAGUCACUAUUUCACAAUGUUCAGGAGCUUCUUGAGACUUCAUCAUCUUCAUUGGUUUUGCCAACAGUUGACUGUCAUGCUGUCAGUCAUUUUUCAGACCACCUCCAGAAGAUAAUGAACUGGAACUUGGUAAAUGUAGACAGCCCUGACAUACCAAAGCUAAGAGUGAAUAUCUCCAAACCCAAUUUAUUUGAGAUAAACCUACCACCAAUCAGAAGAAAUGAUGAACUUCCCAUUCAAAAUAAGCUCAUGGAAAAUGAUGAAAUAAUUGGAAGGUUUAUCAGAUCUCUGCAGCAACAAGGAAUUCCAAUUUUAGCCAUUUAUACAGCAAAGCAAUCAUCACAGGUACCUGUGAGACAAGAUAUAAUGUGGCAUAGUAAGCGACAAUUAAUGUCUGCUGAAAGUGAAGUAAUUGACUUAUAUCCUCCCCUGAAUGUAACCAAUGGGACCAACACCACGUGCAUCCUUUUUUAUGCAACUAAUUUCACUCUUACAAUCAACACCACCAUUCACAUGAAUCUGACAAAUUCAACAUUUAUUUUUCAUGAUGUGGACACGACUUCAUCUGUUUGUUCCAAUACCAGUGCAACGUUGUCAUUAAAAUACACCAACUUGGAGAAUGAGAAGAUUGACAUCAAGACCCUGGAAAUAAGAUUCUUGAUGACCAACAUGUUCUAUACUAGUUCUUCAAAGAAUUGGUUCACCUUAGAUUUUGUUCAUAUUCUGCAAGAUAACAGGGAUGCUGAAGAUGAGCCUGCUAAAUUUAAUGUCUCUACUAUCUAUGGUCCUGCGGAGUAUUCAUUUCAUUGCCCCUUGGUGGGCACGGAGAGCCACUAUGAUGUAUUACUAAUUCCAGCCAACGAUAAAGCUAAAAACUGGAAAAUUGAUAUUUCUGAUUUUCAAAUUCAAGCUUUCAAUAUUGAAAAUAACGUAUUUUCCUAUGCAAGCGACUGCACAUCAUUUUUCACACCUGGAAUUUGGAUGGGUCUCGUCACCUCCCUAAUUUUAUUAUUGAUCCUUACCUAUGGAAUCCACAUGAUUUUGAAUCUUACCACCAACAGUAGAUUUGAUGACCCCAAAGGUCCAGCUCUUUCAGUCCCUCAAACAGAGUAAUGACGAAAUUGUAGU
This is a messenger RNA of Pseudonaja textilis, 1449 nucleotides long. The record is from RefSeq and is a predicted model, not a curated record. NCBI's taxonomy places the organism in Eukaryota, Metazoa, Chordata, Lepidosauria, Squamata, Elapidae.